CAUCUUGUUCAUCGCCGUCAUCCUCUAACUAUAGAGUAACGCUUCUCGAUUUGGUUCAACUUUGUGUUCUUCUGCAUAGCAUAGCGUUGGUUAGAGGGUUAUUGACCGCAUCGCUUCUUCCGAUUCCACGUGGUUUAUUUCGCCACCAGAUUCGCCGGCUGCCUAUCAUACACACAAUAUUAAAUAACCGCCGCCCAGUAAUACUUCACGCAAUCUUUAUAAAGAAACCUCUAUCAUAAAUAUCACUCCCCACUUCUUGCAGAACACUCAAGAGAAGGACCGUUACAGGCAGGCCUUGCAGGGUUUUUCCCCACCCAAACAUGGCCACGAUGGACUUCUCCCGGUUGCGCAACCAGACUAUGGCGGAUGGCCUGGACAGCGAGGUCACCGUCAAUACAAGAGCUUUGAUAGACAAGGUUCUAGCACGUUAUUCCAGCGAACACACGACACUUCGUGAGUUGAUACAAAAUGCAUCGGACGCCGGAGCAACAACUGUCCAAAUCAAGUUUGAGACAGACCCUUCUCUAGAAGUGCCUGCACCGCAAGGCUCCAACCGGGCUCAUCUGCUCAGACACAUCAUCCAGCAUCAUACACUAAAGCGAUUAGUUGUAUCCAAUAACGGACAACCUUUCACUGCCGCCGACUGGAGCAGGUUGAAGAGCAUCGCCGAUGGAAACCCAGAUGAGACGAAGAUCGGAGCGUUUGGUGUAGGGUUCUACAGCGUCUUUGCUGAUUGCGACGAGCCUUUUGUUGUCUCAGGGGACCGGACCAUGGCAUUUUACUGGAAAGGAAAUACGCUAUCAACCAAGGUCUCAAAUGUGCCCUCCGACCACCAAUCAACGAAUACUAUAUUCUCCUUAGAUUAUCGCCAGGCAAAUCCCGCAUCACCAUCAUACAGCCCAUCUAAAGUCACAAGUCUACCUUCCCUAUGCCAGUUCCUCGCAACCAGUCUUACAUUUGUUGGUCUAUCUAGUAUAGAGCUCUAUCUCGACGAUUUCAAGAUCGUCGCUCUGUCGAAAAAGAUUUCGCCUCCCUCGGAGAUCAGUAUACCAAAAGGUCUAAAGACCGAUACUGAGGGUGGACUCAUGCGUGUUUCACGGAUCACACAACAGCAUUCCCAAAUAGACGCAGAAUGGUCCAAUGUGAUAGCUACUGCACAGGCUCCACCCAAACGAGCGGCAGAGCUAGUCCAGGCAGAAAUGAGAAAUGCAGGUACAACCUUGAAGAGCUUCUUCUCUAAAUUUUCAUCUGCAUCCUCGCAACAGUCCAAAAGUAGUAAGCCUACUCCGACCGUAGAGAAAAGCUUCAACAGCGAAGAGAUCACGGGGGAAUCCAAGGGAACAAUAUUUCUUCAAGUGUGCACCGUCGAGGUUGAAACUCGAGUUACCAAGAAAUUUUCUGCGGAAAUCGAGCGAGCCACCAAGAAACCACCGCCACGAAAGACCCGUAUCGCAUUGUUGACUUCACCAUACCAUGAUCCAAGCGAGUCACUUUCAACGGGUUCAGGGAACACAGCUGAGCUUUCUGACAAGAUUUUCGCUGAGGUCCUUCCGACGAAAGCAGGUAGAAUAUUUAUUGGUUUCCCAACGGCCCAGACCACAGGCUUCCUUGCACAUAUCUCUGCACCAUCCCUGAUACCUACAGUCGAGCGAGAAAAUGUCGAUAUGAACGCUCGAUACAUCAGUACUUGGAACGUUGAGUUGCUUCGUGUCGCAGGAUUAGCAUGCCGAAUAUCAUACAUGACGGAGAUGGGCGAGGUUCAAGCCAAGUUGGGAAAUAAAACUGUGGAGUCACUGAUCCCGCAGGCGGCAUAUAUUUUUAAGCGCUAUACUGCUACUUCAUCGCACCCCUCUACGUCAUUGGGUGAGACAGUAGAGGAAGCCUUUUGGAAUUGCUCUAAAGAAAGGUCGAUCGAGAUCCUGUCAUCAAAAGGUUUGAUGCCCAGCAAACAGGUGAGAAUGCCUGCAGAAACUCUAAGUUUCCUUGGAGAAGUACCUAUGGUACCGCAGGAGCUGGCAAAGGAAGCGGUCACAUUCAUGAUCAAUAUGCACCAGCGCGGCUUCAUCUCAGAACUCACGAUGGCUGACAUACGGCAUGGGCUCGAAUCUCGAGCGCUUACUGAGGAAGAAUUAAUUGAAUUUCUUAAGUGGUCAGGUGCGAAACUCGAGAACAGGGAGCUUGACAUGGCCGCUAGCCGAUCCCUCUUCGAAAUAACCAUUGCCAAUGUGGAUGUCAAGCCAGAGGAAAACUCUGGUAAAAUCCUGGCAUUGGGGGACAUCAUCACUUAUGUCAAUGCAGCGAAGAUUUCACCUACCAUGCCAAUUCCUCCAGAUACCAUUCCCUUUGCCAUCUCAAAGGUGGUUCCUGUUAAUCAACUUCGUAUGUUUGGAUGGAAUGAGUUGAGCAUCGUACAAUGGAUACGCUUCAUGACGUCUCCGAACCAGCUCCGAGAAUUCACAACCUCUGAACAACUCGCUUCUCAGGUUCUUAGCCUGACUGCAAAGACCUGGGAUCAGCUAGAUCCAUCUUCCAGAGAGGCUGUCGUGGGCAUCUUGACCCCCCACCCAAUCAUGCCGACGAAGAUGGGUAUGCGACGCCCAGCAGAGUCGUACUUCCCCACGGUCAAGCUUUUUGACGAUCUUCCUACUGUAAAGCAAUUCCCCGGAUCCAAAGAGAGAUUUUUGCAGGCUCUGGGUGUGCGAAAAACAAUAGACCUCCCAAUGGUGUUUGAUCGAAUGCGCAACGUCGAUUCUGCACAAUCAUCCGAGAAGUCGACAUGGAAUCACGCCGACCUCAUUCGGUAUUUUGCCUCUGUCAUCGAGGAGAUUCCAAAGAAGGAUCUUGAUAGACUGCAACAAACCCCCUUUCUCCCGGGUGAAGGCGCGUCUGUGAAACAGGGUCAACUGUUCAAGGCUCAGGAUCUCUUCGCCCCGGAGCAGUCAAUACUUUCACUUGGACUCACUCAAGUCAAGUUGCCUUUUGAGUACAAGGCUAGCUCACGAGAGGGACAAUUCUUGUUGCGCCUGGGCUUGAAGCAAUGGCCCGAUGCAAUUACGGUUGCGAAGAUCCUUCACCGCGCAGGUCAAGCGAAAGACCAAUCCCUCUGGAUUUUGGCAAUGGAAUAUUACCUCCAGAAUUUCCAUCGCAAUGGAUAUGCCGCGGAAUACAAGCACGUUGCGGCUCUCACGCUGCCUAUUUUGCCGACUUCGCAAGCACCAUUCCCAACGCUUGUUGCUCCUUUCCAGUGCUUCACUAACGAGAAUGCAAGACACCUGGGUUAUGCAAUCCUACGCGCUGAUCUUCGGAUGCAUGCAGAUAAAUUUGGUGUGCGUGCGGAUCCUGAUAUCAAAGAUUGUGUGCAAAGGUUGCUGCGGUCGCCUCCCAAAACUAAAGUAGACGCCGAUCAGCAGUACUCGUACCUAGGUACUCGUGCUACCGAGCUUGAUCAGCAUCGCACGUUGGUACAAGAGAUGUCGGUGGCUCACAUUGUUCCAAUCUUUAGGCCAUAUUACCUUGAUGCUAGCUGUUGUGGGUUUGAGGAUCGGACGAGACGCCAGACUGGCAAAACGGAACUUCGCGUCCAUCACUACGACCCUCCCGAAACAGUGUUUGUGGGUCGUGAUCAAGACUGGAAGGGUAUCUUGGAUUAUGUGCACUACAGUCCGGAGGCUACAGCUUUCUUACUCAAGGUUGGAGCAAAACAUGAGCCAAGCAGCAUCGAUCUUGCACAUCUCCUUUGCAGAGCCCCAUCUCGGUUCCUCAACACCAUCGGUCAAGAUCGAUAUCUAGGUUUACUUCGAAAACUCGCAGAACAUGCAGGAGAUCUUUUCAGGGACAAGGAGUUAUCCAAGAAGCUCAUUACAUCACGGAUUUUGCUUGGUUAUAGAGAUAUCAAAAACUCAAAUAACACCGCACCCGCAGAAGAAGAUGACCUAGACGAUUUCCAGGAACUUGAUAUGCAGCGAGAGUGGUCCUUGAACCAAGCAACUGAAGUCGUCAUCAUCGACGAUGUUAAUUACCUCACCAGAUUCCGAGACUUCAUCAUUUCUGCCCCACAGGAGGAACAGCUCGAAGAGUUCUAUGCCCGGUUCGGGGUAAAGAAGAUUUCGGAAUUGGUCAAGGCAGACCGCCGGAUCGGCGUGAUGGUGAGAGAUCAGACGCCGGCCACCAAGUUGCGCAAAGAUAUCCUUGAGCGCGCUCGACUCUUCCUCCAUGAAUAUGAGCGCGAUGCAUCAUCGCGAAGUAUACGCCACGACGCGAAGUGGCUGUCAUCGAAUUUGGCGGUGCAAUGCGUUUCAGACAUAUCGAUCCGCUAUUCCCUUGCGGAGCGUAAUAUCGCCACGUCCACCGGGAAAACUGCAGCAAUCGUGAAGAUCAGAGGCACGGGUAUUCUGUUAAGCAUCACCCCAAGAUACGACGUCUACGAGGUUUCAGCCGAACUUGUUAAGAUCCUCAUUCAGCGACCGAAGCAGAACGACACCAUCGCGCUCGAGCGCAUCCUGACUGAACCGCUUCGGCGGUUGCAGGAAAAGGGUAUUAACGUUGAACGUAUCUUGCGAAAGCGAGAGAUUGAGGCGCGUAUCGCUAAACAGCAAGAGAUGGAAAGGGAGCAGGAGGAACAGCAACGACUAGCUGAACAGGCCAAGCAUGCCCGAUUGAAUCCUCCACCCCCACAGGAACCUGAACCUGAACCUGAGCCCGAGACGAAACAGAGACCAGGAACUCCAGAGCACAAGAUGCCCGGAGCCUUUGGCAGUCCCGAUAAUAAGAGUAUGGAGAUUGCUGAAAACCACCAGAACACAAGCAACAAGAGUGUGCUCAAUGACUGGGCUAAGAAACUGGGCUUCAGAAACACUCCUUCUGCCCCAACGACCACAGACGGACCUCAGAUCAACCGCGACAUCUCCGCAACCAAGUCGAAUAUCGCAAACGCCAUCAAAGAAUGCCGACCUACCAACAUGGAGGCGAUCAAUUCCAAGCACCACCAAGAUCCCACCGAGCUCGACAAAGGCGGAUACUGCAACGGCGAACAAUGGGAGAACAUCCACAAAGCCUUCUCGAUCCCAUACUCCGGCCGUCACGUAGACGUUUACUUCGGCAAACACCAGUCUGAGACACCACAGGACCUCCAGACACCAUUGACAUCCUUCCUCCCCCUCAUCUUUGGGCUGACAUCGAUCUUCGGCGUCAACCCCGCAGCCGUCAACAUCUUCCUCGACAGCAACUCCAACACCGUAGCCUUCAACCUGAGCGGAAGCCUAUUCUUCAACCUAGCAUGGUACAGAAGCUUGCACGAGAAGGGCUGCAACACGCUGGAAGGGCGCUACACGGCUCUAGACAGCUGGUUCUUCACGUACUGCCACGAGCUCGCGCAUAACCUAGUCGGAGACCACAACGCUAGACACAGCUGGUACCAGCAGCAGAUCGCAAUCGAGUACAGUCAGAAGUACCGUGCAGCCUUGAGCGGGUUUGUGCAAGGCUUGUUGGCGGACAAGUCGUAAAUUACAUCCCUAUCGAAUUAGACAGAUCAGAUUAGCAUGGCGGGCAACUAUUAUAUAUUCAUUAGAAGUGUAACGAUCUCUUUACUCUUUAUCUAUAGACCGCAUUGUAUCUUAGAUAUCUCCAAAUCCC
Aaosphaeria arxii CBS 175.79 is the source of this 5631-nucleotide messenger RNA. RefSeq lists its product as uncharacterized. The record is from RefSeq and is a predicted model, not a curated record. The transcript has a single exon. NCBI's taxonomy places the organism in Eukaryota, Fungi, Ascomycota, Dothideomycetes, Pleosporales. The coding region runs from base 321 to 5501 and encodes 1726 amino acids.